Molecule: messenger RNA, 5451 nt
Organism: Rhinolophus ferrumequinum (greater horseshoe bat)
Lineage: Eukaryota; Metazoa; Chordata; Mammalia; Chiroptera; Rhinolophidae
Gene: KIRREL3
Product: kirre like nephrin family adhesion molecule 3
Exons: 17
Coding region: 343-2679 (778 amino acids)
Biological process (GO): cell-cell adhesion; synapse assembly
Cellular component (GO): cell-cell junction
Molecular function (GO): cell adhesion molecule binding
Source: RefSeq, a predicted model, not a curated record
AAGGAGCCCUUCUGUCACUGGUCCCUCGCUCGCUCGCUGGCUGGCGGUGGGAGGAGCCGGGAGGAAGCUGUGCGCCGGGGAGGCCGGGAGCGGAGAUGGAUCUGCUCCGAGAGGGGACGCUGCUGACGACCCCGGCUUCCCGAGGCGGCUAGAGACAGGCCACUUGUGCCGCUGGCUGCGGAGACCCGAGGCGCAAGAGCCGGAGGCCACCGGGACCGCCGGACAGACGGCUGGUGGGCGACCCCGCGAGGACCGCGGCUCAGGCUGAGCCCCGCGAGCCGAGGACGAGAAACUCACUGCGAGCCCAAGUUGUCCACCGGCUCGCCCUCGCAGCGCCGAGGAAUGAAACCUUUCCAGCUCCACCUGCUCCUCGUCUGCUUCUUCCUUUUCAGUCAAGAGCUGGGCCUCCAGAAGAGAGGAUGCUGUCUGGUGCUGGGCUACAUGGGCAAGGACAAGUUUCGGAGAAUGAAUGAAGGCCAAGUAUACUCCUUCAGCCAGCAGCCCCAAGACCAGGCCGUGGUGUCGGGGCAGCCGGUGACACUGCUGUGUGCCAUCCCGGAAUAUGAUGGCUUCGUUCUGUGGAUCAAAGACGGCUUGGCUCUGGGUGUGGGCAGGGACCUCUCAAGUUACCCACAGUACUUGGUGGUAGGCAACCACCUGUCAGGGGAACAUCACCUGAAGAUCCUGCGGGCAGAGCUGCAAGAUGAUGCCGUGUACGAGUGCCAGGCCAUCCAGGCUGCCAUCCGGUCCCGCCCCGCACGCCUCACCGUCCUGGUGCCGCCAGAUGACCCCGUCAUCCUGGGGGGGCCCGUGAUCAGCCUGCGGGCAGGGGACCCCCUCAAUCUCACCUGCCAUGCAGACAACGCCAAGCCCGCAGCUUCAAUCAUCUGGUUGAGGAAGGGAGAGGUCAUCAAUGGGGCCACCUACUCCAAGACCCUGCUCCGUGAUGGCAAGCGUGAGAGCAUCGUCAGUACCCUCUUUAUCUCCCCCGGAGACGUGGAGAACGGGCAGAGUAUCGUGUGCCGAGCCACCAACAAAGCCGUCCCUGGAGGCAAGGAGACCUCUGUCACCAUUGACAUUCAGCACCCCCCGCUUGUCAACCUCUCGGUGGAACCACAGCCAGUACUGGAAGACAAUGUCGUCACGUUCCACUGCUCUGCAAAGGCCAACCCAGCUGUCACCCAGUACAGGUGGGCCAAGCGGGGCCAGAUCAUCAAGGAAGCGUCUGGAGAAGUGUAUCGGACCACUGUGGACUACACGUACUUCUCAGAGCCUGUCUCCUGCGAGGUGACCAAUGCCCUGGGCAGCACCAACAUCAGUCGCACGGUGGACGUCUACUUCGGACCCAGGAUGACAACGGAGCCCCAGUCUCUGCUCGUGGAUCUGGGCUCCGAUGCCGUCUUCAGCUGCGCCUGGACCGGAAACCCAUCGCUGACCGUUGUCUGGAUGAAGCGGGGCUCCGGCGUGGUCCUGAGCAAUGAGAAGACCCUGACCCUCAAAGCCGUCCGCCAGGAGGAUGCUGGGAAGUAUGUGUGCCGAGCAGUGGUGCCCCGGGUGGGAGCCGGGGAGCGAGAGGUGACCCUGACCGUCAAUGGACCCCCGAUCAUCUCCAGCACGCAGACUCAGCACGCCCUCCACGGAGAGAAGGGCCAGAUCAAGUGCUUCAUCCGGAGCACACCGCCCCCCGACCGAAUAGCCUGGUCGUGGAAGGAGAAUGUGCUGGAGUCGGGGACGUCGGGACGCUACACGGUGGAGACGGUCAGCACGGAGGAGGGUGUCAUUUCCACCCUGAGCAUCAGCAACAUCGUGAGGGCUGAUUUUCAGACCAUCUACAACUGCACUGCCUGGAACAGCUUCGGCUCCGACACAGAGAUCAUCCGGCUCAAAGAGCAAGGUUCGGAAAUGAAGUCGGGAGCCGGGCUGGAAGCAGAGUCUGUACCCAUGGCCGUCAUCAUCGGGGUGGCCGUAGGAGCUGGUGUGGCCUUCCUGGUCCUUAUGGCAACCAUCGUGGCCUUCUGCUGUGCCCGCUCCCAGAGAAAUCUCAAAGGCGUUGUGUCAGCCAAGAAUGAUAUCCGAGUGGAGAUUGUCCACAAGGAGCCUGCCUCUGGCCGGGAGGCCGAGGAACACCCCACCAUCAAGCAGCUGAUGAUGGACCGGGGUGAAUUCCAACAAGACUCAGUCCUGAAGCAGCUGGAGGUGCUCAAAGAAGAGGAGAAGGAAUUUCAGAACCUGAAGGACCCCACCAAUGGCUACUACAGCGUCAACACCUUCAAGGAGCACCACUCGACCCCCACCAUCUCCCUGUCCAGCUGUCAGCCGGACCUGCGUCCCACCGGCAAGCAGCGAGUGCCCACGGGCAUGUCCUUCACCAACAUCUACAGCACCCUGAGUGGCCAGGGCCGCCUCUACGACUACGGCCAGAGGUUCGUGCUGGGCAUGGGCAGCUCGUCCAUCGAGCUCUGCGAGCGCGAGUUCCAGAGGGGCUCCCUCAGCGACAGCAGCUCCUUCCUGGACACGCAGUGUGACAGCAGCGUCAGCAGCAGCGGCAAGCAGGACGGCUACGUGCAGUUUGACAAGGCCAGCAAGGCCUCCGCCUCCUCUUCCCACCACUCCCAGUCCUCUUCCCAGAACUCCGACCCCAGCCGACCCCUGCAGCGGCGGAUGCAGACUCACGUCUGAGGAACCCAGACCGCGGGCAGGCGGGGAUGCAGGGGACAGGGGCCAUGGCACAUCCUGGCUCUCCAGAUACUAUGGGGACUUUGCAGAGGAUCCCAGAACCGGCCGCCUCCAGAACAAUCCCCCCAGUGCCUCUGCCACCGCCCUCCUCUGAAGCCCUGAUCAAGCACAAAUCUGGGUCCCCAGCUGCAGUGUGCCAGAGGCGUGGGGUGGGGAAGUGUCAGAGGAUGCAGCUGAGUCCUCCAGGCUGGACACUCUGGUCCCCAGCCCUUUCCUGGAGGCCCCUCCCUACCUACUCCUCCCACAGGCACUAGAGGCAGCUAUCACUUUGCUUUAAUGAAACUGCCGUCCACUCUCCAGUCUCCCCAUGAGCUCUGCCCAGUGCUGCCCUGCACCUGUGCUCCUGUACAACCCUGGGGACAAGGGGUCGAAGCGCUCCCCAUCCCCCACUCGCGCACUGAGCUGCCCCAGAGACCCCAGUGCCCUCUGCUGCUCAGAGCCCAGCCCCUGGAGGCCAAGCAGCCAGAAAUGGCCCUGGCCACAGGACCAUCCCUCACCACACUGGCUGGGAGCCCACCCCCAAUUUGUUUGGUGUUUUGUGUCCCAUACUCUUGCAGUUCUGUCCUUGGACUGGAUGCCUCUGAACUGAGGUGGGACUGACCCCCGCAGACUGGUGUCCUAGGGUGGGGAAGGGAGGGAAGCAGGGAAAGUGUGAGCACUCGGGGAACACCGCGCCCAGCCUGCCCUCGCCCACCCACCCCUGCUUCGUGUACUCCUCUCCACCCCUGCAGCACAUCAGAGUUAAUAUACAGAGUGUGAGAGCUUCUCUGCUCAUGGGGAGAGUGAUUCCUGGGAGAUGCAGGUUGGAGGGACUAGAGGCUGAGCUCUUUAAGGUGAUGAGACUUGCCUGCUGAGCUGAUGAACCUCCAGGGAUCUAGAUUCACACCAGGAACAGUGGUCCUGUCUUCAGUAAGACUCCCCGGGCAAGGGAGGAAGUAUACUGACACCUCACCCCUCCUACUCACCACCUGGGAAUAAAUGUCAGGGCCGUUACUCUGACAAAUCCGUUCUUUCCUUUUGUUCCUGCAGAGCCACAGGAAGAACCCAAGAGUUCAGGGUUUGUUUUGGGAACCCAAGGUUCUUUGCCCUUGUUUGAUCCAUGUUUCCUAGGUAAUGAAGGCUGUUGCUAGCUCUGGCUGUAGCGGCUGUAGCACCGAGAGGCAGUUUCCUCUCCUUAUGGCUGCGCCCAACCCAGGGGCCAUGCAGAAACAGGACUCACCACGCAACCGACUCAUGUCACAUACAGCUCAGAGGCAAAGUGGUCGUACUGGGCACUAGAGGGAGGGGUCAUUCUAGGCCUUUUUCUCAGCAACAUUCUGCAAGGGAAGCUCCUUUCUUGGGGGUUCCCGGUAAAAGGCCCUCUUCAAAGAGGCACCAAAUACCGCAACACUCUGAGACUCAAAUCAUGCUCUAAGGAUGGCCUUGCUUGGGCGGGAAGCCUGAGACAGUGACGACCGACGGGACGGAAUGGGUAAACGGGCAAGUUAGAGGGCUCACUCAGGGAGCAGGAUUCAAAUGGAAUUUUGGAGAACCCAAAUUGUCCCUAAAGUUGGAGUUCCUCGUAAGUUUUAGGCCCUUCUUCUCCACCUUGCCCUGUAGUCCUAACCCACCACGGAACCUUCGUCACGAAAGUCUGUGCUUCUUCCCGUACACUGAUUCCUUGGAUGGCCCCAACCCCCCGACUCUUUACGCAGCCUUCUUAGCACCUCCACAUAGAAGGGUGUUCUGCUUCCACCAUGUUUCCCACUGCUUCAAAACCCCCCGAUGCCCUAGAUGUCUUGCUUUGCAGCCCCAAGCCCAAGGGAAGAGAAACUGAUGUGAAGCGGAAGUUUAUAUCCCAGGCCCACAUCCUGCUCCUAGGCCCAGUCUGGCCCAGCACAGAUGCCAGGGGAUUGGCCCCGGAGCGUUUCAGGUUCAUCUUGAUGAGCCUUCUUCCUUCCCAUAUACAGAGGAUACCAAAAUAAUGGAUACACAUUUUAAGAAAGGAAAAUAUUAAAAUUGGAAUACUCAAUAUAUACUGAUCACAAAAGAUGAAUACAAGUCACAUUUGACUUCUGCAAUUACAAGAGGUGCUCAGAGUGGUUCCCAUCAGUGUCCAGACACUUUUGAUUACGGCGUAACUACUGCUUGAGCCACGUUGACCAAAGUGUCUACUUGUAUACAUUUUUUUGGCACCUCUGGUAUGUGUUGCCUUUGCCAAAAGGGAGUAAGUUUCCAAGACCAGAAUACCUUGGUAUGCUAGAAUAAGGAAGAGGAUGACUUAGGAGGGUUUGUCCAUGAAUUUCUCCUGGUCUUCCCUACCUUGGAGGCGAGUGGGAUAUCUCCCUUCUAACCCUCGCCACGGCCUACCUUGUCCCUUGCCCCCUGCCACAUACACACAUAUACACGGCUUUCAUAACAGGGGAGAAGCACUCAUUCUCUCCUGAAAUCCAGGGCUAUGACUCAGAAUAAGCAGAAGCACAGGGAAGUAAGCUGCUCUCCCGUAGAACAGAAUGGCCUCGUCUCCCUCCUGAGCUUCAGGCACGCCCAGGGUGAGAAUGUGAACUGUCACAGAAUAGGCGCAAAGAGUCAAGACUCUGCCAUCCAGUGCCCAACCCCCAAGCACACUCCAAUUCACAAAUACAGCAAAGGCUGUUGAAGGGAUGGGUAACAAGUAAGCCCUUGGCGAAAGAGAAUUAACAAAGAGGGAGAAAAUUAAAAGCAUCUGGUGCAGGG